AUGGCCACCCAAGCUCCAAAAUCCAAGGAAAUCGAGAGCAAGGUCGUCCGCGAAAAUCCAGGGUAUCUAUGGUUCUCAGAUAUCACCGAAGAUAAAUUCUACCAUCUUCAAGACUACGAAACUACCAAACAUCUCCAUUACUUUUACCAUUUCAAGGAGCAAAAGCUUCGGGUCCAGAUACCAGACAACUUUCAUGAUAGUCUUACUACGCAGCUUUUCCUCCUUAGUUGUGACAAGCUAAAAUCCGCGGGCUUACUCAAUAUUGCUUGUCUGCCAAAUCUCUCGCCUUCGAUUAGGCUUGGGAAUGUCGCAGCUCAACCGCAUGCAUGCUGGCGUCCGCUGAACAAUGAAGAUUUUACAGUUUUUGCUGAGGUCGGAAAGUCAGAGAAAGACAAUGAACUUGCACAUGAAGUUCGAGACUGGAUUGAGUAUCCUGGAUCAUCAUGCCAGAUCUGCCUUGUCGUUGAGCUCAGCAAUCCCGAUACAAUCACACUUUCAAUAUGGCGCCCAAAACAUCCAUUUAACUCCAGCCGACAGCUUCGAAGAAGCCAUACUUCUGCGAGCAUAACUGAGAUAGCAACCAUAACCCGGGGCCAUCCUGAUCCUGUGGUCCAAUUCAAAAGUCAUACAUCACCCAAACUGAUCCCAACUGAGAUCCGACUUCCGGUGGUGGCUUUCACUGGAUACCAGUUCCUGAGUGGUUCUAAUGUCAAGUUUGGGGAUAGUAUUACUUUGACUAAGGAAGACCUAGUAGAAUUUGGGAGACUAUAUUGGAUUCAGCGAAAUACUACCCAGUGA
Messenger RNA from Penicillium malachiteum, 798 nucleotides. RefSeq lists its product as uncharacterized. The record is from RefSeq and is a predicted model, not a curated record. The coding region runs from base 1 to 798 and encodes 265 amino acids. The transcript has a single exon. Lineage: Eukaryota; Fungi; Ascomycota; Eurotiomycetes; Eurotiales; Aspergillaceae.